UACAGUAGGCAUACACAACAGAAAAUACUUUGAACUUAAUAUUCACUGCUUUUCGUACUUGUGAGAAGAUAUUUAUGAAACAUAUUUGUAAACCAGCUUGGGCCAGUUCAAUGAUGAAAAUAUGUGAUAAUAUUUUCAUAUUUUGUGAGAAUUCAAAAGACAUUGGCCUUAUGUGAGUGAGGAAAAUAAGAAAUCUGAUCUCAUUAUUAUUAAGGCCUGCUGGUUUACUCGUUAAAAACGUAUCUAUUGGAAAUUCUGCUAUAUUAAUGUGUUGGCACUGACUUUUAUUGUUGCUAUUAUUUUGUCCCUAUAUCACUUCCGGGAGAUAACGGCGGCGGUACUCAGGAAAAUGGUCCGUGGAGAAACAAACAGCCGUAGCGAAAGCAGCUAACGUCAAUGGGGUCUGAAAACUUUUAUUCGCCAAUGUAGCCACUAUUGUUUUGCUUCAAAGUGGAAGAAAAUGGCUUCUGGCGAUGAUCAAUCGGGAACUGCUGAUCCACCGAACAGGAGACUCACAAGACAGUCGGCAAAAGAUUUCCCCCCUCUCCUGACACCACGAGAUCCGUUGAAGAGAACACGGAAAGAUGCCGAUCAUCCAACUACUAUCAAUGGGUCCGAUGCAAAAGAAAGACGUCCUAGCACCGAUUCCGACGAGCCACCCAAGAAAAGGCGUAGCAUGCAGUCAGGGGAAGAAGAGGGAGAAGCUACAUCGGGGAGCGAGGUUGACAUGGAGUCGGAUGCUGAUGGCGGAGAUGGUUCGGAGUCUGAUGAAGACGGAGAGAUGAGCUCAGGAGGACAGAAGAAAGUUUCACCACGCAAACUCAUCAAAAGUCUUGCGCAGACUCAUGGUUCAGGAUCAUCAGUCCGUCUGGAGCCCCUGAAGGGUAUGCCUCUACACGCCUCCAGCGUGCUAGUGUCGGACCUCGUGGAGCCUGAACUGAGGCAUCGCACAGCUAUUCGCCAAGGUCCAGCAAGUGCAGGAAUGGAUGGCGAGGCACUGAAACACAGUACAGAGUCUUCAAAGAGAGGUUCUGGUACCUCACUGCACGUCCCCAUCGGUGUCCAGAACUACGCCAGCACUGAGACCUACAGCAGGAGUCGGCAUGGCGUCCCAGCGACCAGACCUACGGAGGCUCAGAGGCAGAAGCGUGUCAAGGGGCAGGGAGGCGUCUCCACAGCCAAGCCGCCGGAUCACCAAACGAUACAAAGCACCAUGCAACAGUACCAACAGAGGAUGAGGGAGGGCCUCCCACCCCGGGACAGCCGGCAGUCCCACGGUACACACCCUGUUGUCCAAGACUUGUCCAAAAGCCGACGGACGGGAGGUAUUCCAGUCCAGAACCAAAACAAUGUCUCCGUUAAAAAAGAUCCUCCCAGAAAAACAGGCAAAAGAGAAGCACAGAAUGCCAAGACCAACAUUCCAUCUUCAGGUGGAGGUGCAGCGAGUGGUUUGUACACCCUCAUCCUGUGGCUCUUCCUGCUCUGUUCCCUGCUGGCCGUGGGCGUGCUGGCCUACCAGAGGAUGCCCUGGUCCUCCCUCUACCAGCGCCUCCGCCACCGCUCAACCCCCUCAUCGCCCGUACAGGAAGCCACCGUCAGUACCUUCUCCGGCCACAUGAGGGCGCUGCAGCAGCACUUCCCCAGCCAGAGGGAGGAGCUGUGGCGGCGCACCCAAAUACACCUGCAGCGCCACCUGGGGGCAGCCCAGCCCAGCGAGCCGGUCAGCUUCAUCUUGGCUGGGGGCCGGGGGGCCGAGGCGACGCUGGGGUGCCUAGCCAGACGCCUGGCCUCCGCCUUCUCCACCGCCCUGAACGGGUCCGCGCUGGAGCUGGACGGCAGCCGCAUGGCCGGCAUGGACAGCGAUCAGGUGAAACUCGAGCUGGACACCAAGCUGAAGGAAGCGUUUGAGGGGGACAAGCCAGCUGCUGUCAUCCACCGUCUGGAGGAGCUGCCUCCGAGCUCCAGCCUGAUCUUCUACCGCUACUGCGACCACGAGAACGCGGCCUACAAGCAUCCUCUCCUGGCCUUCACAGUCCUCCUGCCCCUGGACACGGUGGGGCCGGACGUCAGCUUGCCACAGGUCGAGGAGCUGGUUCACGGCCAUAUUCACCAGAAGUUUCUGAUCCCCGAUCAGCGCGACACGUUUGACAAGAUGGAUGUGGACAAGCUGAGCGGGCUGUGGAGCCGCAUAUCGCAUCUCAUCCUGCCUGUUGAGGCGGAGGAACAUGUGGAGAAAGGGGGCUGCGAGAGAGACUGAGAUGGGAGAGCCAGGGUGUAAUAGUGAGCGAAGAGUAAUAGAGGCAUUGUCCAAAUGUGGUCCAAAGACUAGGAGACGCGUCGAUGGCAUCCUGUUAGAGCAUCAGAAUUUACGGUGUGUGUGUGUGUGUGUGUGUGUGUGUGUGUGUGUGUUAAUAUUCACAUGUCUUAACAUGCACGCAUGUGUGUACCUGCACAUGCGCUUGUGUGUGUGUGAGCGAGAGAGUGAGUGAGAGUUGGGCGUAUGUGCACAUGGUUUUGAGUGUGCGAUGGUGAGUUUUAGGAUGGUUUUAUUUGGAUGACUUGAAUCUGAUUACCGGACAUACAGUAGGUUGUUUCGAGGUCCCAGUGCUCAAGGAUGCACUGUGCUUUGGCCAACCCAAAUCAGGUUUGUACAAUGCUGUACGUUAAGAACAUGGACUGAAGCAAAUGGCCGUGGGGUGGACACUCCCCACCCCCCCACCCCGACAACAGACCUCCAUAUGGCCGGAGAGGGGGGUCGGGGUGUUCAACUCUCCGCUCUCCUACGGUGGCCCGAGGUGCCCAAUGGAGGCAAUUUGGAAGGAAAUAAUUUCCGAAAAGACAGUGAAAACAGACCUUGUGUUUGUUUCUUUGUUCGUUUUUUUUUUUUUAUUAUUGGACUCAAAUGUUUCUAUUAUAUAAAAAAUGCUCGUGAAACGUGUUGAAAAACAAUAUAUUUUCUAGUGUGUACAUAGUUUGUGUAUAUAUUUCUCGUACAUCAUUUGAUUAUUUGAUUAAUUAGUGAAUUGGUUGAUUGUUUACAGUAGUAGCCAUGUUGUUAAAGGAAAACUUCAGCCAAUUUCAACAUGCAGUAGUAAUGCUCACACUACCCUGGACUUGUCAGUACAUGAGAUGUUUUUAAUUUUAUUUUUCUUCAGCCUUUUCCGAGAUCCUGGUCAU
Engraulis encrasicolus (European anchovy) is the source of this 3177-nucleotide messenger RNA. Its product is annotated as torsin-1A-interacting protein 2. Gene Ontology annotation, biological process: membrane organization. Gene Ontology annotation, molecular function: ATPase activator activity. The transcript is spliced from 10 exons. Gene Ontology annotation, cellular component: membrane. NCBI's taxonomy places the organism in Eukaryota, Metazoa, Chordata, Actinopteri, Clupeiformes, Engraulidae. The coding region runs from base 461 to 2257 and encodes 598 amino acids. The record is from RefSeq and is a predicted model, not a curated record.